AUGAAGGCAACAACACCAAAGUGUGCCCGGAUCCAGACUUCCAAUCCCAUUGAUCAGGUUAAAACGCUACCGUUUAAUCGGUACUCAUGGCUGACUACGCACAAUUCCUUUGCAAUGCUUGGGACAAAGUCACUGAUGAUAACCGGCUCUAAUAUUAUCUUCGGGACAAACCAGAUGGAUGGCAUUACAGCACAGCUUAAUGUGGCAUGA
Molecule: messenger RNA, 210 nt
Organism: Prunus armeniaca (apricot)
Lineage: Eukaryota; Viridiplantae; Streptophyta; Magnoliopsida; Rosales; Rosaceae
Source: the annotation of a GenBank genome assembly